AUGCAGUCUCACCUGAUCCACACGCCCGCUAGCAACCAGCGGCACCUCUCUAGCGCCGCUGACGGCGGACGUCGACUCUCUUCGGCUAGAAGCUUCGAUGCUUCUGGCCUAGGAUAUGUCGACUCGUACGGGAUACAUCAACGUUCAGACCACUCUCAUAUCCCUCGCUCCGGCGUCAACCAUGGCUCGUUCACUAACUCCGCUGCGGUUCAAUCGUCGUACCGCGUCCAGGAGUACACGGAGAACCCGGCGUACCCUUCGUCAACCACGCCGAGUCCUCAGCUUACUGCUAUUGACUGGCAAUCUCCUAGGCCAAUGACCGUCAUGCCGCCUGGCACGCCCAACGUGAACUUUGCCGGCACAUUACCCACGUCACGCGGCGCUACGCACGCGCGCAACGGGCACUUCAACGGGCACUCUGGCUACAACGGCUACGACCACACUCGCCCGCCGCUCUCGCCCAUCUACCACACGCCCGCGCACUCUGAGAACUACGGCAGUCCCUUCGGUGGCGCCCCCACUCAGUCUUUCGCAGACCCUGGCUACACUGGCUCGCACCCCGCGUCCUUCGCUUACGCUAUGCAGCCCGUGCACAACACGCGGGUGCGGGAGACGCCGCGCUGCGAGUGGGCCAACUGCCGCAUGCCCAUCGACGACUCCUCCCCGGCGGGCAUCGCGCGACACCUCAAGCAGCACCACGACGUGCAGGUCGCGGACAACCGCAGCCGCCACCCGUGCCGGUGGGGCGCGCAGCCGUGCGGCAAGGACAUGUACCCGUCGAGCCUCGGGAAGCACAUCGCGGAGUGCCACCUGCGCAACAUGGUGAAGCAGUGUCCGCACUGCGGCGCGGACUUCGCGCGCGCGGACACGCUCUCGCGGCACAUAAAGGCGUUCUGUCCGAACAGCAACGCGUGA
Trametes versicolor FP-101664 SS1 is the source of this 915-nucleotide messenger RNA. RefSeq lists its product as uncharacterized. The transcript is spliced from 4 exons. The record is from RefSeq and is a predicted model, not a curated record. Lineage: Eukaryota; Fungi; Basidiomycota; Agaricomycetes; Polyporales; Polyporaceae. Bases 1 to 915 code for a protein of 304 amino acids.